AUGUCACAAGCAGCUGCAUCUGUCGAAGCCAGCAACCAAUCGAUAUACGUCGAAGUCACUGAUUGGCCUGAGCCGAUACACACGGUCCGCGUGAGGGAUCCCUUGCUGCAGCCUUGCGUACAGCGUCGUUUCCCACUAAACCUGUGCUCUUAUCUACUGGAAGUCUUUCGUUGUCUUCCUUCAAGGUAG
Molecule: messenger RNA, 189 nt
Organism: Ascochyta rabiei
Lineage: Eukaryota; Fungi; Ascomycota; Dothideomycetes; Pleosporales; Didymellaceae
Exons: 2
Coding region: 1-189 (62 amino acids)
Source: RefSeq, a predicted model, not a curated record